Leptosia nina is the source of this 1560-nucleotide messenger RNA. The record is from the annotation of a GenBank genome assembly. NCBI's taxonomy places the organism in Eukaryota, Metazoa, Arthropoda, Insecta, Lepidoptera, Pieridae.
AUGCUGGGCGUCUGGUCAGUUUUGUCUGUGGUAUUUUUAAAUUUCUAUACCACAGAAUGUGCGAAAAUACUCGGAGUAUUCCCUACACCGUCCAUAAGUCAUCAGGUCGUGUUUCGGCCUCUGAUUCACGAGUUGGCGAAGCGAGGACACGAGGUCAUUGUAAUUACACCAGAUCCGGCAUUCCCUAAGGGCCAAGCCCCUGCUAAUUUAACUGAAAUAGACGUCCACGACAUAUCCUACAAGAACUGGGAGGACUUACUUAACUCACACAAUGGAAAGAAGGAAGAUAUAAGAGAACAGGUCAUCAAUUUGAUCGAGAAGUUCACGUCCACGUUCGAAAAGCAAAUAAAUACGCCCGAAGUGAAACGUAUUUUGACGGAAGAGAGGUAUUCGUUCGAUUUGAUAAUUUCAGAAGCGAGCGUUCGGAUGAUACUUGGACUCGCACAUUGGCUAAAGACACCGAUCGUCCAGAUCAGUUCUUUUGGAACAACCCCAGUACAUUAUGGACUACUAGGCGCUACUACUCAUCCUCUUCUCUACCCCUCACCAAUAACCGAGAGGUUAUAUAACAUGACUCUAUGGGAAAAGGGCUGGGAGCUAUUUAAACAUUUCGCUUUCGAACAUUUAUUACUGAUCACUGAAGAAUCAGAUCAUAAAGUAGCAAGGAGAAAUUUUGGUGAAGAUCUACCGAGCUUUGACAAUCUAUUCCGUGAAUAUGUUCAAAUGCUGUUUCUUAAUGAGCAUCAGAUCUGGGCUCACAACCAUCCAGUGCCACCAAACAUUGUUUACGUUGGAGGUAUUCACCAAACACCUACUACGGAACUUCCAAAGGAUCUCAAAACGUUCUUGGACACUUCAAGGAAUGGAGUUAUAUACACAAGUUUUGGUACUAAUGUUAAGCCAGCCAAUCUACCAAGGGAGAAAGUUCAAAUGAUGUUAACAGUAUUUUCAAAACUCCCUUAUGAUGUUCUAUUGAAAUGGGAUGAGGACAUGUCUGAAAAACCGAGUAAUGUUAAAACAGCUAAAUGGUUACCGCAAGCUCAACUUCUAAAACAUCCAAAUGUGAAACUGUUCAUAACUCAAGGUGGUCUUCAGUCAACUGAUGAACUGAUAAAUGCUGCGGUCCCAGUGAUAGGUAUUCCGAUGUUAGGAGACCAAUGGUAUAACACCGAAAAAUAUGUUCAUCACAAAAUUGGCCAGCAACUCGAUAUACAUCAGCUUACAGAAGAAAAGUUUGCUAACGCAAUAAAAACUGUAAUUGAGGAUAAGAGUUACAAAGAAAAUGUUAUAAGGCUGCAGUCGUUGAUGCGUAAAUUUCCAAUAAAACCGCUAGACUUGGCCGUCUGGUGGACUGAACAUAUCCUGGAAUACGGUGGUAGCCACCUGAGGCCACCGUCAUUCAUGAUGUCGUCAUAUGACUAUUACGAAGUACCCCUCAUCGCAGCUUUACUUGCGACUAGUUGUGUACUUCUGUACAUCGUUGUACUUAUAAUGUUUGCCUUUAAAAGAUUGUUAUCAUAUAUACUCAAAAACAUACGGAUCAAGGUAAAAAAAUUAUAG